This is a messenger RNA of Odocoileus virginianus texanus, 2506 nucleotides long. It is a transcript of the gene ZNF467, whose product is annotated as zinc finger protein 467. The record is from RefSeq and is a predicted model, not a curated record. Lineage: Eukaryota; Metazoa; Chordata; Mammalia; Artiodactyla; Cervidae. Gene Ontology annotation, biological process: regulation of transcription by RNA polymerase II. Gene Ontology annotation, molecular function: RNA polymerase II cis-regulatory region sequence-specific DNA binding; DNA-binding transcription factor activity.
GGGGGCUUGGAGGGCAGGGUGUCAGGCCCUCGGAAAGCCCCGCGGGGGAGGGGCGAUGGUCUUGAGGUCGGGUUCUGGGGUGAUGCUGUCAAGAGCUCUUUCCUGCCUCCGGGGAGGACCCUCCUCCGAGGGCCUCCCCAACCCGCGGCCCCAGUAGUGAUACCUCCGGCCCCCCCAACCCCACCCCAGGCUGGCUCCUGUUUCACCAGCUCCUGCGAUGACAACUGGAGUGCCGAAGAGACGAAGUUCCCCGCUCCCCACCUCAGGUCUCCCACUCUCCACCCUCUCCCCAGAGAGCCGGUGGAUUCCUGACACCCCCAGGGUCCGUGGCCGGAUCCCAGGAGGAGUCACCCUGGGUUGCCAUGAGAGAGAACUUGGAGGCCCUCAGCUCCCUGGGACUCUCUGUGGGACAGCCGGAGAUGACCCCCCAAAGUGAGCCUGGGGAAGGGUCCCAUGACGCCCAGGAGCGGAUGUCCCCUCCCCGGGAAGAAAGAGUGCUGGGUACAUGCUCAGGGCACGAGGCCCCCAGACCGGAGAAAGGUGCCCACACGGAACAAGCUGAAGCUCCCUGCAGAGGAGGCCAGGUGUGUGCACCGUGCAAGCCUGAGCCCAUGGGCUCCUGCCCAGGGGAUGAGUGGAUGAUUCGGAAGGUGAAGGUAGAGAAGGAGGAGGAUCGGGACGCCCACGAGGAGGCGGAAUGGCCCCAGCAUCUGGCAUUACGCCCCAGCCCCUUUCCCCCGCCGGACCUGGGGUCUCUGGCCGCCGCGUAUAAGCUGGAGCCGGGGGCCCCAGGGACACUGGGUGGGCUUGCCCUGGCCGGGUGGGUCCCGACCGCCUCGGAGAAGCCCUACGGCUGCGGGGAGUGUGAGCGCCGGUUCCGGGACCAGCUGACCCUGCGGCUACACCAGCGGCUGCACCGCGGCGAGGGCCCGUGCGCCUGCCCCGACUGCGGCCGCAGCUUCACGCAGCGCGCGCACCUGCUGCUGCACCAACGCAGCCACCGCGGCGAGCGGCCCUUCCCCUGCUCCGAGUGCGACAAGCGCUUCAGCAAGAAGGCGCACCUGACCCGCCACCUGCGCACGCACACCGGCGAGCGGCCCUACCCGUGUGCCGAGUGCGGCAAGCGCUUCAGCCAGAAGAUCCACCUGGGCUCGCACCAGAAGACACACACAGGCGAGCGGCCCUUCCCCUGCCCCGAGUGCGAGAAGCGCUUCCGCAAAAAGACGCACCUGAUCCGCCACCAGCGCAUCCACACGGGCGAGAGGCCCUACCAGUGCGCGCAGUGCGCCCGCAGCUUCACGCACAAGCAGCACUUGGUGCGGCACCAGAGGGUGCACGCGGCGGCCGGCCGCACCCCUCCCUCUCCCGACGCGCCCGCCUCGCCCACGUCCCCUGCCCCGUCCCCCACCCCGUCCCCUGCCGGCCCCAAGCCUUUCUCCUGCUCCCACUGCGGCCUGAGCUUCGGCUGGAAGAAGAACCUCGCCACGCACCAGCGCCUGCACAGCGGCGAGGGGCGCCCUUUCGGGUGCGACGAGUGCGCUCUAGGCGCCCCUGUGGACCCCGCGGCCCCCGAGCCCUUGGCCUGCGCGCCCCGAGGCACACCGGCGCUCCCGGGCGCUCCGGCCGGCGAGCGGUCCUUCCUCUGCCCCGAGUGCGGGCGCAGCUUCGCCCACGGGCAGCACCUGGCGCGACAGCGGCGGGUCCACACGGGCGAGCGGCCCUUCGCCUGCGCGCAGUGCGGCCGCCGCUUCGGCUCGCGGCCCAACCUGGUGGCCCACUCCCGGGCGCACAGCGGCGCCAGGCCCUUCGCCUGCGCGCAGUGCGGCCGCCGCUUCAGCCGCAAGUCGCACCUGGGCCGCCACCAGGCGGUGCACACAGGCAGUCGGCCCCACGCCUGCGCCGUGUGCGCCCGCAGCUUCAGCUCCAAGACCAACCUGGUCCGCCACCAGGCGGUGCACACGGGCUCCCGCCCCUUCCCCUGCCCGCAGUGCGGCAAGAGCUUCAGCCGCAAGACCCACCUCGUGCGACACCAGCGCGUCCAUGGAGGAGCCGCCCACCCGGCCUCCGGAGCUGACCUCUCGAGCCCAGCCUGGCCCACUCCCACCGACGUGGCCGCACCCGCGCUCUUCUUCUGAGCUUCGUUCUAGCCCGCACCCGGGCUUUCCCUUCGUUUGCUCCCUGGUUCCAGAGACCCAUGCCGGACAUCUGGGCAUCGUGGCCUGGAUUGCCCGUGGCCAUUUUCCUCUCUUCUCCAUCCUGCGGGGAGAAAGCCUGGAAAGGAUACCCGGCUUUGACCUUCUGUGUCAGAGACAGGGCUAAGAGUAAACCCUUGAUGGGAACAGUUUAGGCCUGAGUCCUUGGAAAUGUCCCACUAAGAGAGCCCAUGGAAAGAUGAUGUUUCCUGGACCACUCCCAACGGAGGACUGAGUCAGGAACCUCUACAGGGGCAGGGAAAGAAUGGCCAUCUGUAUACUGAAGGUUUCAUUAAAAUUACAAUCCGAAGGUU